Messenger RNA from Microtus oregoni (creeping vole), 4868 nucleotides. RefSeq names its product cytochrome b5 type B. The transcript is spliced from 5 exons. Gene Ontology annotation, molecular function: heme binding. The record is from RefSeq and is a predicted model, not a curated record. Gene Ontology annotation, cellular component: intracellular membrane-bounded organelle; mitochondrial outer membrane. Lineage: Eukaryota; Metazoa; Chordata; Mammalia; Rodentia; Cricetidae. The coding region runs from base 254 to 694 and encodes 146 amino acids.
AGGUGGAGGGGAGGGAAAAGGGAACGGAAUCCUAUCUUGAGUUGAUAGCUGUCAGCCGGCAACGUUUAGGCGCGGGUCCAAAAUCACGGUAUCUGAUUGGCAAGGUUGGAGGGGCUGGACGGCGCUGAUUGGUUAGCUAGGCGUCGGACCAGGCUCUACCCGGUUACGGAAGCCGGCGAGGGCCUUGCGCGGGCCAGGCCUGAAAGAAGUUACCCGGCGAACCCCGGAUAGCGGUGGACAGGGACCCGGACCCAUGGCGACCCCAGAGGCCAGCGGUAGCGGCGGGAAUGACGAGGGCUGCGACCCCUCUGUCACCUACUACCGACUGGAGGAGGUGGCGAAGCGAAACACCGAGGAGGAGACGUGGAUGGUGAUCCACGGGCGAGUCUACGAUAUCACCCGCUUCCUCAGCGAGCACCCUGGUGGGGAAGAGGUUCUGCUGGAACAAGCUGGUGCUGAUGCAACAGAAAGCUUUGAAGAUGUUGGCCACUCCCCUGAUGCCAGGGAAAUGCUAAAGCAGUACUACAUUGGUGAUGUCCAUCCGAGUGACCUUAAACCUAAAGGUGAUAAAAAGGAUCCUUCAAAAAGCAGUACAUGCAAAAGUUGCUGGGCAUAUUGGAUUCUCCCCGUGGUGGGCGCCAUUCUUGUAGGGUUCCUGUAUCGUCACUUCACCACCGACAGCAAAUCCUCCUGAGGCGACCAUGUUGGAGUGUGGGAGCACAUGCUCCUGGAGCGAGAAGUAGACACUUACUGUGGAGGCUGCAGCAAUGCUCCCUUCUUAAAUCUUGCCAGUUGUUUUCCUCCCCACUUGGAGCCAAGAUGGUUGACCAGAUAUCUAUCCUCCUCAGUCUAGGACCAGGGUCCUUCACCAGCCAGAGCCUGAUGCCCAAAGCUCUUACUCACAUUGUGUCCUUGCUAGGGUUUCUUCUCACUGGCUUCCACUUGUUUCCUUCAUUUCAAGAGUUUAUGCCUAUAAUUAGAGUUCUGAUGUUGUAGUGACAUGGCCUUUGGGGACAAUAUAUGAUUUCUCUUACUUUGACUUUGCAUUAGAUAUAUUUAAGGGAACAGCACUCUAAUUUUGAAUCUUUUCCCAAUUUUUUUGAAGUAAAUUUAUUUUUUAAUUCUGAUUUAAUUUUGUCUUUAUCAUAAGGAGUUUAAUUCGUGAAGUUAAGAUAUGUCUCUCUUAUUUAAAUCAUAGCUCCCAAAUGAUCUUAUUUAUGAUUAUUAAAAGUAAGGGACCGAAAGCUAUGUCAUUGGAUAAAAGCAAUUGCCACAAAGCCUGAUGACCUGAGUUUGAUUUUCUGGACCCACACGGGUAGGAGAGAAGCAGUUACCAGAAGCUGUCCUCUGGCCUCCACACACAUGCUGUGGCCCUAGUGCACACACACACCUGUUUAUACACACAGGUGCACACAUUCGGACAGAGCACACACAGGCACAAGUGUGCACUAAACAAAUGUAAUUGUUAAAAAGUAUACAAAAAAAUAAAAAUUAAAGAAAAAGGACUAUGUGGUUUUCUCCCUCCCAGUUAGUGUAGCUGAUGGCUCCUCUUGUCCCUAAGUCUGGCCCCUUUCUUCCCAAGAAUACUUUAUAAAACUCUGCAUCCCUUUGGUUUCUCAGGUGUAGAAGAGCCAAAGAAGGGAUCGGCGAGUUAAGGUGAAUUCAGAAUAAUCUCUUUUAAAAGAGAACAAAGCACCACUUACAGGACAGCAGUUAAGACACCAGUUUCCAGCCAUCUUCACCCUGGCUGUCUUUGCUAGCGAAAGAUGAGUCUUCCCAUGGCACUUCACUAAAGCCUGGGAUGCUGCCCCUGGGGCUUCAUGGAAGGCUCUCGUUGCCUUUUUAUUUACUUAUUAACAAAUGUUUGAUUCUGUUUUAUCAAAGUAAGAGACUUAAGUUUGGUCUUUUCUCAGUAAAAUAACUUCCAUGUAAAUGUCAUUGUUGGGGCAUGCCACUUCAGAUCCGGAGACCUUGCCAAGAGACUUCUGUUUUCAUCUGUGUUUACCUCCAUGGCUCCAACAUGGUGAUUUUGUUCUGCUUUUCUUCUGAGGAUUAUAGUGAUAAAUCUGGACGCUUUUUCCCCUCCCUUGGAUAUGUAUUUCAUUGGAAAGUAAUCAUUUAAAAUUACUGUUUUUCAUUGGUUCAGGCAUUUUCCUGGCAUCUUUGACUUUAUUCGUUUCCCUGUGGUGAUACCUGAGUUUCCCAGCUAUUUUUUUUUUUUUACCCAUUAUCUGUGAUUGUCCUCCACAUUCUUUGUUCAUUACCAGUCUGCUUCCGGGCCUUUGUCAUAUCUAGCAGGAAGCCAUUGAAUUCUAAAAGGACCAGAGAUGCUGGGAAGUGUCUCCUGCCUCCCUUCCAGCUUGUCAUGGGGCUUGACAGUACAGGAAACUGCACAUUAAACCAGUCUGCCCAUGCAAACUAUUUAAGAAAAAGUUCAGGCCAGGAUUUCUAUCCUGAGAUUCAGCAGUUGAAUGAAUUCAGAAUUCAUCAAAAUAACAUUAGCCUUUUCCUUGCGUACUUGGAUAUGAUACGUUAGAGUAAUUUCUAGAUGACUUUUAUGUAUCAGGGAUACAGACCUAAUCAAACUUCUGUCUUUAAUAAUGUCUGUAAUAAGCCGGGCGGUGGUGGCGCACGCCUUUAAUCCCAGCACUCGGGAGGCAGAGGCAGGAGGAUCUCUGUGAGUUCGAGACCAGCCUGGUCUACAAAAGCUAGUUCCAGGACAGGCUCCAAAACCACAGAGAAACCCUGUCUCGAAAAACCAAAAAAAAAAAUAAAAAAAUAAAAAAUAAUAAUGUCUGUAAUAUACGAGAGUGAAACUCUAGUUUCUCUGUAACGAAAGUGGCAUGACUGACACCUCCGCUAACGGCAAGGAAGGGUGUGCAGUGCGGCUUGGGGGCCCCUUGCUGUGAGAGCCAAGCUACGUGGGAUGUGUUGGGUAGAUGGAAAGAAUAAGGGCCCAUUGAGGUACAGGAAGGGAGCAUUCAAGCUAACCUAAGCCUGAGGAUAACUUGGGUCAGUUGUGAAUGUUUCUUGGCAUCUCUUCACAUCCAGUGAAAAACAUCUGAUUAUAGAAAAUGUUAAGGACUGUUUUUGGCUGGUCAGUGGUGGUGCACACCUUUAAUCCCAGCACUUGGGAGGCAGAGGCAGGCAAAUCUCUGAGUUCAAGUCCAGCCUGGUCUACAGAGUGAGUUCCAGGACAGCCAGAACUAUAUAGAGACCCCAUCUCAACACCGUCCACAAAAAAGAGCUGUAUUUUUUUUUUUAAGUAAAAUUGGUGUUUUGGUAUUUCUAUGGUAAGCAUCAAUACAAAAACCGUGCUUUUUUAUUUCAUGUCUGUGAUUCCCCUGCUUUUAUUUGAGCUGUUUUACUGAGUGCCCAGAGGAAAAGAUUUUUAUGCUUUCAUCUUUGCCAUUUAUGAAAUCCAUAUAAUACCCAGGGCUUUUUUUGAACUACUGAUAAUAUGAUGUCAUUUUAUAUUACAUAUAUAAAAAAUGCUGCUUCUUUUUUGGCCAGGCAUAGGGGCAUGUGACUUUAUUCCCAGCACUCAAGAGGCAGAGGCAGACAGUUCUUGAGUUCUAGGUCUGCCUGGUCUGCAUAGCAAGCUCCAGUCCAGCCAAAGCUACAUAGUGAGACUCUGUCUCAAAACAAAACCACGAAACCACUUUCAUGUCUGUUUGCUGUAAUUCUGUUACCUACAUAAACGGGGGGGGGGGGGUAGGUCUUACGUGAGAGUUUGUUGAGGCUUUUCCUCAACAAGGCAAUACAGCAUGUGCACCAAAUGCAUUAUAAAACCCUGAACUUGUCAAAGAAGCCUUAACAUUUGUGGGCCAUGCAGACUAUCAUUGAGAGCAAGGGGAACUAGUCCCUGUUGGCUGACAGCACCCCCUACCUGUGGGGUGGUUUGUUGUUAAUUCUUGAAGUGGCCAACUGCCCCCACACACCAUGCAAGUUAACAGCUGGUGAGCACAAAAGAGGGAAUUUGUGCUACCAAGACCCAGGGUGUUAAUGCCCAUUCUGUAAACGUUCCUACCUGGCCCUGGGAGCUGGUUUUCCUUUCUGAGUGACUGCACGUCUGUAAAGAAAGCAGUGGGACAAAGCUUAUGAUCUGUGUUUGCAAACUUCUUGUGUGAUUACUUAAGCAGAGACAAGUCUGUCCAAAACUGUCCUUUGAGCUGCUAGGCUCUUUGAGCAGCUGCCACUGUUGCUUAUGAUGCUGGGUUGUGCUCAUUUAGCUGCUGAGGAGCAGUGAAAAGUGCUUUGACGAGCUGGAUGUGUCGUCACGCAUGGCGUUCAUCCUUCAUCCCAGGUGAUGCCCAUCAGGCUGAAGUCCACCUGAGGUGACUGAAGCACAGAGCAUGAAUGUUCUUUGCCUCCUACCCCAAGGGAAAUGGAUUCAGACAUGUCAUGUCUCAACAAGAAACUGAAGUUUUGAGGCUGUGGGAUGCAGUUGCCAAAUAUCCCAAAAGUAACAAAGAGCUCCGUCACAUUUGGCCAACUUUGGAAUUCGUGGGGGUGAUCUAGGAGGGGGGCUCUGAAGAAGCAGAGAUGUGUCUGUCAGCCACCUGCCUUAUGCCCAGUAUCUUACUCAUGGAUUUCAGUGGCCACCCGUUGCCCACGCCUACAUCGCCUACACUGGCAGUUUGGGCAGAACGUCAUUUCAGUUACUUAGCUCACUUUUUACUGCACCCUCAGCUGCAGGUGACUAAUGGUAACAUUCCUUCUGUGUAUUCAAUGAUGGAGUUUGUUUACCUAUUUGAUUGCAGCUUAUUUUGAACAAAGAUCUUUGUCUCUUUCUACUGGAAUGUGCACACAGUGAAUGUUUGUUAGAACUACACAAUAAAGACACUGUUUUCAUUUUCUCGUCCUGA